UGGGGACUGUUAGCCAUGGAUACAGCAGAGCAACUAAACACAACUCAAGUGGACGAUUCACAACUUGAACUUAAAUCUUCCAACUGCUGCUCAACAACAGGCACAAUAAAUGAUGAGAACUUUUUGAAGCUGGACGACAGCACAAAGCUGGUUGGAGUUCAAGUUGUUCUCAUCCUCGCUUACAGCACAAUCAUACUGUUUGGAGUCACUGGAAACUCCUUAGUGAUAUAUGUCGUCUACAAGUUUAAAAAUCUACGAACUGUAACCAAUUUCUUUAUUGUAAACUUAGCUGUGGCAGACUUGCUGGUGAACACGCUGUGCUUACCCUUCACCCUCGUCUACACUCUGUAUGGCGAGUGGAAGUUGGGUCAGGUGCUGUGUUUCAUGGUGCCCUGCGCUCAAGGCCUGGCAGUGCACGUAUCCACCAUCACCUUGAACAUCAUCGCCCUGGACCGCCACAGGAGCAUCGUCUACCACAUGGAGAGCAAGAUGUCCAAAGACAUGUGCACUGUGGUCAUUGUCAUCACGUGGGCCGUCAGCGCCUUGUUGGCCAGCCCGCUCGCCAUCUUCAGGGAGUACGGGACGUUUGAUCUUUCACCAGGCGAGUCUAUUCAGGUGUGUACAGAGAAGUGGCCGGAAAACAGCAUGAACGGAAGCAUCUACAGUAUAUCAGCACUUCUGGUACAGUACGGUUUACCUCUGGUCAUCAACUCUGUUGCUUACAUCAGAAUCUGGAAUAAGCUGAAGAAUCACAUGAGUCAUGGAGGUCGAAAUGACCGCCAUCAGCGCAGGAAGAAGACCACUAAGAUGCUGCUGACCAUGGUGGUGGUCUUCGCUGUCAGUUGGUUGCCUUUGCAUGCAUUUCAGUUGGCGGUUGACAUUGACAGCACUGUGUUGUAUAUGAAGGACUUUAAGCUGCUUUUCACUGUGUUCCACAUUGUGGCUAUGUGCUCGACGUUCGUCAAUCCCAUCCUGUAUGGGUGGAUGAACAACAACUACAGGAUAGCCUUCAUGUCUGUGUGUAAGUGUUACAUGCCCUUCAGUUUAUGUUCUAAAGGCAGAGAGACACAAAAAGAUGAAGACAGGGUUUUUACUGAAUGCAAAUCAACACAUGUCUAAAUUGCACUGUAAAAGAAGGUCAAUUUCUGAUCUGUUGUGGAAUUGUGAAGUUGGUAUUUUUGUUUUGUGUGGGCAUGUUGGCCUCUCAGAUGAGGGAGAAUGAAAAGUAAGUAACUAAAUCACCAUUAUCCAACACUGUGGCAAAGGUGGGUCAAGCUAGCUCUCGUUCCAAUCAAUACUUUGAUGAGUCAAGCUAUGAUGGAUAUCCCUCUUUGUGUUUGGCCUUUACAUGUAUGAUUUUUCAGACUGUUUGUUCUGAUGUGUUAAACAAUUUGAAUCUUAAACUUGGAAACAGAUGAUGCAACCUUAAGAGCCUUGUUAAUUCCACACACCUCUCACUUUUCAAAAUCCUAUUUUUAUCCCCCUAACUUGGUUGAUGUUUUUACUAAAGUCUCCAGAUUCCAAUUCUCCAGAUGAGAGAAGAUCUGACUGAUAA
Micropterus salmoides (largemouth bass) is the source of this 1555-nucleotide messenger RNA. RefSeq names its product neuropeptide Y receptor Y2 (gene npy2r). Gene Ontology annotation, biological process: G protein-coupled receptor signaling pathway. Gene Ontology annotation, molecular function: neuropeptide Y receptor activity. Gene Ontology annotation, cellular component: membrane. NCBI's taxonomy places the organism in Eukaryota, Metazoa, Chordata, Actinopteri, Centrarchiformes, Centrarchidae. The transcript has a single exon. Bases 16 to 1119 code for a protein of 367 amino acids. The record is from RefSeq and is a predicted model, not a curated record.